UACCCGUUUUGGAAAUUGCCGAUAGUAGGAUACAUCACGACCUGCGAAGGAUAUGGACCAGCUGGCCGCGGCCCUCACUGGUUCGCUUCGGGCCACGUCGCCGCCGAUCAGCUUCCGUUUAUAGGCCGUCAACAACACAUUGCUUCAAGGAUCGUAGCAGGAAUCCUAUCGCAGCUCCGGUAGCAAAUGUUGCUUCAAAUCCAGCACAUCCAUCCUUUCCCCGCUGCGCACCGGACUCGGAGGAUAGAUGAUUCAAACACGCGGAAGUCGUCUCCGCCGCGCGCGGCGCUUCCUUCGAGGACCAAGAAAAUCAUGGAAAAGAUUUCAUCAAGUAAUGAAGUUGGUGGUGCUGGAGGAGCUUACUCGUAUGAUGCUUUGCAGAGACUAGACCAAGCAUGGACAAGUCUCUUUUCAACAUCACUAGAAGAAGAAAAGGUUGCUGAAGUUGUUUCACGUGUUCCUGGUUCAUCUAGGAUUUUAGAUAUGGAGGAACAUGCUGGACGUGCUUUCGAUGUUUUAGUCUGUGGUGGUACACUCGGAAUAUUUGUUGCUACUGCACUCGUUUCCAGAGGUGUUAGUGUAGCGAUAGUUGAAAGAAAUCUGAUUAAAGGGAGAGAACAAGAGUGGAAUAUUUCAAGAAAAGAGCUCCUUGAACUUGUAGAUGUUGGCAUUCUCUCAAAAGAAGAAAUUGAGAAUAUUGUUGCUGUUGAGUUUAACCCUAAUAGAUGCGGUUUUGAGAAGAAAGGUGAUAUUUGGACUGAGGAUAUUCUUAAUCUUGGAGUUUCGGGAUGUCUUGUCUGCCCAAACAUUUUCAAUUCCUUUCUAACCGGAGUGUCUAAAACCGUCCAAGUCAUGCCUUUUCAUAGAUCUUUUUGGAUGUUUUGGGGCAUUGAUUUGAUUGUCCACCUAACAAAUGGGGAUAGCUUAUAUUCUCGUCUUAUUAUUGAUUCAAUGGGCAACUUUUCCCCAAUAGUAAAACAAAUCAGGUCUUGCAGAAAACCAGAUGGUGUAUGUCUUGUUGUUGGUUCUUGCUCACGUGGUUUUGAUGAGAACACUUCAAGUGAUAUUAUUUUCUCUUGUUCAUCUUCAAAGAAAAUCGAAGAUACUCAACUGCAGUACUUUUGGGAGGCAUUUCCUGCUGGUUCUGGUCCUACGGAUCGAACUACUUAUUUGUUCACUUAUGUUCAAGCAAAACCUGGAUCCCCAAAGUUAGAAGACCUUUUUGAAGACUAUUGGGAUCUUUUGCCAUCUUAUCAGGGUGUACCUAUAGAGAGAUUGGAGAUACUAAGGGUUAUAUACGGGAUCUUUCCUACAUAUCGUGACAGCCCCUUGCCUGCAGCUUUUGAUCGCAUAUUACAGGUUGGCGAUGCCAGUGGUAUUCAAUCACCAGUGUCUUUUGGUGGUUUUGGAAGUAUGAGCAGGCACCUUAACCGGUUGUCAAAUGGUAUAUGUGAUGCAGUGACGGGAAAUUUCCUCGAUGCAUAUAAUUUGAGUAUGCUAAACCCUUACAUGCCGAACUUAAGUGCAUCAUGGCUGUUCCAAAGAGCAAUGUCAGCAAAAGAUCAUACUGAGGUCUCACCAACUUUUAUCAAUGAACUUUUAUAUCUCAAUUUCCAAACUAUGCAGAAACUCGGGGAUGCAGUGAUUAGACCCUUUCUACAGGAUGUGAUACAAUUUGUACCUCUUGUGAAGACCUUAGGUUCUGUGAUGCUAACCCAACCCCAGAUAUUGCCUUCCAUAUUCAAGCAGGUUGGACUGGAGGUGAUACUCGACUGGUCUCUUCAUUUUUUUAUGCUCGGCUUCUACACGUUUCUCGCAAGCUACAUUGAUCCUGUUGUUAGGCCAUGGAUAAAGUAUCUCCCAAAGAGGGGCAAAUACACAUGGAAUCGGCGUUUAGAAGCAUGGAAAUAUGGGUCCGGUUUAGAUUACAAACAACUUAAUUAAUUAUAAUUCAUGAAAUUUAACUUCCAAAAGAAUAUUUUAGCUUAAGUUGUCAUUAUAGUAAAACCUAUGUUUAUAGCAUACAGAUUUUCAUUCGUAAAUUUGCAUCUAUGAUUUUAAAUUAUGAAAUAGCAUUUUUAUUGUUCUAAAGUAUGUAAUUUGAUAUGGUAUAUAUAUCAUUUUAAACCUAGCUUUUUCUCA
Molecule: messenger RNA, 2142 nt
Organism: Zingiber officinale
Lineage: Eukaryota; Viridiplantae; Streptophyta; Magnoliopsida; Zingiberales; Zingiberaceae
Exons: 18
Coding region: 187-1944 (585 amino acids)
Source: RefSeq, a predicted model, not a curated record